Perognathus longimembris pacificus (Pacific pocket mouse) is the source of this 2053-nucleotide messenger RNA. RefSeq names its product endonuclease, poly(U) specific (gene Endou). The record is from RefSeq and is a predicted model, not a curated record. Gene Ontology annotation, biological process: immune response. NCBI's taxonomy places the organism in Eukaryota, Metazoa, Chordata, Mammalia, Rodentia, Heteromyidae. Gene Ontology annotation, molecular function: RNA endonuclease activity; polysaccharide binding; scavenger receptor activity.
AUGGAGUCAUGUGCUUCUCGCUGUCACGAGAAGUUUGACCGGGAUGCUGCCUGCCAGUGUGACCGCCGCUGUCCGCGCCACGGGGACUGCUGUGAGGACUAUGAACAUCUGUGUACUGCUGAAGAGGACCCCACAGAACCCGAUACACACCUGGAGCUGGAAGAAGCCCCGGCCAGCUACCUGUACUCAGCACCCAACUCCUGCCAGGGCCGCUGCCGAGAAGCCUUUGACAAACACCACCCCUGCCACUGCAACCACCGCUGCCAGGAAUUUGGGAACUGCUGCGAAGACUUUGAGAGCUUGUGUGGUGACCACGAGGGUUUCUCCCACAGCAGUGACACUAUCACCAAAGAAGAGCUCCAGAGCAUCUCUGAGAAGAUCUACAAGGCAGACACCAACAAGGCCCGCAAGGAAGACAUCAUCCUCAAUAGCCAGAACCGCAUCUCCCCAGCUGAGACCGGAGACCAAGUAGAUCGCUGCCCAGAGCCGCUCUUCACCUAUGUCAACGAGCAGCUGUUCUCCAAGCCCACCUAUGCGGCCUUCAUCAACUUGCUCAACAACUACCAGCGAGCCACUGGCCACGGGGAGCACUUUAGCACCCAGCAGCUGGAUGAGCAGGCUGUCUUCCUCAGGGAGAUCAUGAAGACAGAUGUCAUGAAAGAACUUUAUGGCUUCCUCCAUCUUCAGAAUCGCUACAGCUCUGAACAAGAGUUCAUUGAAGACUUAAAGCACAUGUGGUUUGGGUUGUAUUCAAGAGGCAGUGAAGAGGGAGAUUCCAGUGGCUUCGAACAUGUCUUUUCAGGUGAAGUAAAAAAGGGUAAAGUCACUGGCUUCCAUAAUUGGAUCCGCUUCUACCUGCAGGAGAAGGAGGGUUUGGUUGACUACUACAGCCACAUCUAUGAUGGGCCGUGGGAUUCCUAUCCUGAUGUGCUAGCAAUGCAGUUCAAUUGGGAUGGCUACUACAAGGAAGUGGGCUCAGCUUUCAUCGGCAGUAGCCCUGAGUUCGAGUUUGCCCUCUACUCCCUGUGCUUCAUUGCCAGACCAGGCAAAACGUGCCAGUUAAGCCUGGGUGGAUACCCCUUGGCCAUCCAGACCUACACCUGGGACAAGACCACCUACGGGAACGGCAGGAAGUACAUUGCCACAGCGUAUGUGGUGUCUUCCACCCAAUAGAGCCUCAAGCUGGACAGGAAGGGCUCACUCAGAACUGCGGCACUGUCUGCUCUGGACCCACAUCCUAAAUCUACAAAAGAGGACUCCCCCAAUCCUUCAGGGAAAUAUACCAAUUAGGAAAAUGUAAAGAAAUGGCCAACCCUUUAUUUUAAGGAACAUAGACUAAGAAACAGACUUCUGGGAGGAGAGAGUGGGACCACAGCCUGCCCAUGGCCUUGACUGUGAUUUAAAGGGGAGGGGUUGCCUCCUUUGCUCUUUUCAGAGUGGGUGAGAGGGUAAACCUGCUGAUAUCAUUACUGUGAAGGAGUUUUCAAUUGUUCUUAGGAAGAACGACUAAACACAAUUCAAAGUUUCUAUAACGGCUGUUAUUGUAUACAGCGCAGGUGGAAGGGGGCGUACAGUUCAGCCUUGUGUUGGGCUUGUCUUUUCUAGAAUUAAAUCUCAGGAUAGAGUCUGGGAAAAUUUGAUGUGGGCCAAGCAGGGUAAUGGCUGGAACAGUGAGUGGGCUGGGGCCUGUGGCUUCCUCUAGGUGUGUGUGUGUGUGUGUGUGUGUGUGUGUGUGUGUGUGUGUGUGUGUGUGUGUGCUGGUCCAGGGGCUUAAGCUCAGGUUCUCCCAUGCUCACUUAGCUUUUUCACUCAAGGCUGAUGCUCUACCACUUGAGCCAUGCCUCAACUUCUUUUUUUUUUUUUUUUUUUUUUGGCUGGUUAAUUGGAGAUACAAGUCUCACAAACGUGUCCCCCUAGGCUGGCUUCAAACUUAUCUAAUCCUCAGAUCUAGGAUUAUAGAGAUGGGUGCCCAUGAAUGCCUGGCGUCCAGCUGUUGGUGAGUGCUUUUGUAGCCAACUCACUAUCUGCUUCCCACUGUGUAGAUGUUGGGUGC